Messenger RNA from Dentiscutata heterogama, 789 nucleotides. NCBI's taxonomy places the organism in Eukaryota, Fungi, Glomeromycota, Glomeromycetes, Diversisporales, Gigasporaceae. The record is from the annotation of a GenBank genome assembly.
AUGGAAGAUAAUAAUAAGAAAAUUGAAGAUGAAUCUGAAACACAAGAAAUAUAUAGAGAUAAUGAAAAGUUAUCAGAAGAAAAUGAGAAAAUUAUAAUUUCAAAAGAUCUAAAGGAGAUAUCACAAAUAAAAAUUCAUCUCUCUAUGGAAUUAUCCACUUAUUCUGAGAGAUUUACUUCUGAUUUAAAAGAAAAAAAAAAUCAAAUAAUUCCAGAGAAUGUUCAAAUAGUUCAAUGUAUAGGAAUGUGGAACAAUAUGAUUUAUCCUGAUAAUGAUAACAAGGAGAGAAGAAUAUAUAAAUUAUCAAAUGAUCUUAGUUCAUAUGUAGUUUUACUUUCUGGAAAAGCAGAAAAACUAAAUUCUCUUCUUACAAUAUUACAUCAAAUGGUAAAAAAAAUUAGAGAAGACUUAAAUUAUCCUGAGUUGAAAGAAAUAAUUAAAAUACCAGUUUAUGAAGAAUUUAAUAUGACAAUUCCUCUUGUUUUAAAAUCUAUAGUUGAAAUUGGAUUAUUUUAUAAAGUAACUACUCAUGUCUAUAAAUUUGUGAUAUCGAAAUGGAAGAAUAUUAAAAUUCCUUUUACUAGUUUUAAAUUUGUAUUAAAAUGGGCUUCUCAAAUUGGUGGAUUGAUAUUGGGUACAGUUAUUAGUGGUGUUAUAGAUAUUGGGAUCAAAUUAAUGAUGGAUGCUAUUUUUGCGGACGAGGAGUUAAAAGAAAUAGAUAAACAAAAAGAUUCCUGGACAAAUAAGGAUAGUGAUGGAAUUCCAAGAGCAGAUAAUGAUGUAUUAUAA